Messenger RNA from Sesamum indicum (sesame), 1341 nucleotides. The record is from RefSeq and is a predicted model, not a curated record. Lineage: Eukaryota; Viridiplantae; Streptophyta; Magnoliopsida; Lamiales; Pedaliaceae.
AUGGAAAGGGUGUUGGACAGAAUUGAGUGUACUUCUGAGCAAAAAUUGAGGUACGCAGUGUCCUUAUUAGAGAAAGACGCAUUAGACUGGUGGGAAAUAGUUCCAGGGAGCACUUAUCGACCUGUCACUUUAACGUGGAAUGACUUUUUGAAAGAAUUUGCUGACAAAUAUACUCCACCGGUGUACAGAAAUCGUAAGAAAGUUGAAUUUCUUGAAUUAAAGCAGAAUGAUCUAUCUGUUGCUGAGUAUAAGCUGCAAUUUGUGAGAUUGUCAAAAUACGCCCCAGAAGAGGUGAAUACCGAUGAAUUAAGGAGAGACAGGUUUGAAAGAGGAUUGAGACUCGAGAUUCGGGAGAAAAUACCAAUUAAACCUCCGAGUUAUGAUGCUCUGUUGGAAGCGUCACUAAGGGCAGAAGAGACAUCCAUUGAAAGGAGUUCUACUGAAGCUAAACGAAAGAAAUUGACAAGUAACCUGAAUCCUACAGCAAGUCAAGGUGGUGUAGUUUCCUUUAGGGGUUCUGGUUCACAGAGGGGUUGGUUUAGAAGUCGAGAAGUGGGUCAGGCUAGUAGGUCCCCUUCAGUGUUUUCGAGUAGAGGCUGCCCUACUUCAGUUGGAUUUGGAGGAAGACAAGGUCCAGCCAAAUCAUUCAGUGGAGGAUCUACUCCUUCUUGUGCUAAUUGCGGUAGGAGAUACAUUGGUGAAUGUUGGGGAGCCCGAUCAAUUAUAUGUUAUCGAUACCGUCAGCCGGGACAUAUUGUCAGGGACUGUCCUACAUGGAGGGAUAGUUCCAGAGGACCUCAAACUUCAGAGUUUAGCAGUGUGGGGGAAAACUCACAACGAACAGGAUCUACUUGUUCAUUUAUAUCACAUGAUUUUGCAUCUCGUGUACAUGCUAAAAUAGAACCAUUUGGACAUGACUUAUAUGUGUCUAUGCCUGCUGGUGGGUUUGUAUUAGUGAAUAAGGUGGUGAGAUCUUGUCCAAUAGUAGUGGAUGGUGUUACUUUAUAUGUAGAUCUGGUUGUAAUAGACCUUAGGGAGUUUGAUGUCAUUUUGGGGAUGGACUGGUUAGCUACUAAUCAUGCUUUAGUGGAUUGUCAAGCAAAAGAGGUGAUGGUUGAAGUAAAUGGGCAUAUGAAGACGGUUAUAGUAGGGGAAAAAGUUUUUCUAAAAGUAUCACCAUGGAGAGGAAUCUUGAGAUUCAGGAAGUAUGGAAAGCUGAGUCCGCGAUAUAUUGGGCCAUAUGAAAUUCUGGAGCAAGUUGGACCACUAGCCUAUCGGUUAGCAUUACCGACAGAAUUAUCACAAAUACAUGACGUGUUUCAUGUAUCUAUGCUACGAUGA